AUGUAACGAUAAACCAUUGAAAAAUUAAAGGUAUUUUUUACAUGUAAAAUAUUAAAUAGGCGCCAUUUUACUAAAAUAUAAGAAUUAUGCAAAUGCAAUUUAAUACUUCAACAAUGCAAUCCUUCUAAACCAUUAGACGAAGCUCUAGAAAAACAAUGGUUUAAACAUUUAAGAAUAUUGGCUUUUACCCUGAAGAUUAAAAAAAAAAAUAUAAAUUAUUAAAAAAUCUUUCUUAACAAAGAUCUUAUUAAAUAAAAGCUUAAAUGUAUUUUAAGUUCAAAUAUUAAGCUUACACAUUUUACAUAUUUUUAAAGUGUUUUUUGUUACUGGUUUUAAAAAGAAAAAAGGAAGCACAAUGA
Paramecium primaurelia is the source of this 359-nucleotide messenger RNA. NCBI's taxonomy places the organism in Eukaryota, Ciliophora, Oligohymenophorea, Peniculida, Parameciidae. The record is from the annotation of a GenBank genome assembly.